AUGGUUUUGAGAAGAAGUAAAGAUGUGUUUGCAAAAUCUACACAGUGUAGACGUUUUUGCAAUAAUAGGUGCUUGAAUUAUAUACAAGGGAAUAAACAAAUAGAAUAUAAAAAUCAUCAUAGUUUUAAGAAUACAAAAAACUUAAACAUAAGAAAUAAUGGAAUAAAUAAUUUUGAAAAGGCAGCAAAACAAUAUAUUGCAACAUAUAAUAUUGGAAACCCUUUUUCAAAUAAAUUUGAACACUAUAAAAAUAAUUUUUCAUCAAAUAAUUUUAGCAAUUUCAAUGAUGAUAAUAAUAAUGGAGAAAUGAGAGAAGAAAGCCAUAAAAAACCAAAUGAACAAGAAGACAAUAUAAAUAUGAGUAAAGAUAAUAUAUGUGCAGAAAAAACAAAUGAAAAUAAUAAUAUUGAUAAUGACGACAAUCAAGGGCUGUCAAAUAGUGAUCAAAUAAAUAAUGAACUUUUUAAUGAUAAAGAUUAUUCAAAUAAUGUUAAUAAUAUAAAUAAUGAAAAUAAUAGCGAAGGUAUAAAUGACAAAGAUACAGAUUAUACUGAUAAUGCAGCAAAUACACAUUCUGAAAAUGUUAUGGAAAAUGAUGAAGAUAUACCAAAUAUUUUUGAUGUUGAUGAGAAUUUAACUGAAGAAGAGAAAAAAGAAAAACUAAAAUUAAUAAAAUUAAUUACUGAAAAAUUAGCAGGCCCCUUAAAAACAAAUAAUGAAAACAAUUUAAAAACUGAUGAAAAUUCAAAGAAUGAUGAUGACUUCAUUUUUGCUGACAAUCGACCAAUAGCAAUAGAGGUUGAUGGUCCUUCACAUUUUUAUGCCAAUAGUAAUAGAUAUACUACCUACACAAAACUUAAACAUAGAAUUCUUACCAAAUUAGGAUAUAAUGUUAUACAUAUAAGUUACUUUGACUGGAGAAAGUUGAGGAACAAAAGUGAAAGGGAAGAAUUUAUUUUAAAAAAACUAAAAGAAAAAAAUGACGAAUUUUUAGACGAAAAUGAUAGAAUAUAUUAUAACGAAAGAAUGAAGAUGAUUAAAGAGGAUUAUAUGAAGCAUAUGGAUGAUAAUAAAGAAGUGAAUAAUUAA
Plasmodium yoelii is the source of this 1089-nucleotide messenger RNA. Its product is annotated as RAP protein, putative. The record is from RefSeq and is a predicted model, not a curated record. NCBI's taxonomy places the organism in Eukaryota, Apicomplexa, Aconoidasida, Haemosporida, Plasmodiidae. The transcript is spliced from 2 exons. Bases 1 to 1089 code for a protein of 362 amino acids.